Molecule: messenger RNA, 4396 nt
Organism: Tigriopus californicus
Lineage: Eukaryota; Metazoa; Arthropoda; Copepoda; Harpacticoida; Harpacticidae
Product: calcium-activated chloride channel regulator 1-like
Exons: 5
Coding region: 605-4207 (1200 amino acids)
Source: RefSeq, a predicted model, not a curated record
CCUUUAGCGAUCUAUAUAAUCGAUCAUCGCUGUGUACCAUACCUUUCCAACAUGAUAAUGAUUUCAGUGUGUGUGAAACAUGGAGUUUCAAUGACCAAAUUGGAGAGUUUGAAUGAAAUGCAUGGGCACCGGUGGUGUUCGCACUAGUGCCAUCAUUGUCAGAUUCGUAUUGGUGGAAUGCCAUCAUGUCCAUUAGCCACGACAAGAUGAAGAAGAAGCCCAAGAUCUGGUUGUUCGUUCAUCACUUAUUUUCUCUCUCCCCCUCAGUUUUCAUCGCCUCGUCGAUCUUGCCCAAGAACUUACAGUUCUCGGGCCAUUUCACGGUCUCAUGGCGGUUCGUGUGCUCUUCUUCUAUUCUACCUAUGUAGUGCUCUAUGUAGUGAUCCUUCGUGCAUUUCUUCUCUCCCCGUGAUCCUCUUUGGAUCUCCCAAGUUUGACGCGCGCUCAGUGGAUUCUGUUUUGGCGAAGCGCAGACGGAUCGUCACUUUGGCAGUCAGUUGCUGUUUGACGUCGAGGAAGGUGAGAUCUCCGCGUCAAGUUUCCCUCCUUGCAUUUGAAGAAAACUUAAAAAGCAUGUUGGUUAUGGUGUGUGAUAGUUCGGCCAAUGUUUUGUGACUCUUCGUUUGUGUUUGCUACGAUGGGAAAAAUGCCCGUGUUUAGAUUUGUGUGGGCCGCGUGGCAACUUAUUUUGUUACUGUUAUGGAACGAUCCCAAAGUGAGUGGAACGAUCAUGACCAGACUUCAGGUGACCAAGGGAGUGUAUUCAAAAGUGACAGUCCGGGUGGAUGACAUGGAGCAACCCGUUGAUUGUGAGGAUUUUCUAAGCAAACUUGAGGUGUUGCUCAACGAGACCUCCCAUGGUCUCUAUGAAUUGACGGAGAACCAGAGCUACAUUGCGUCCAUUGAGGUGCAUCUACCCAAAUCGUGGAAUCAACACCAGUGUCAAUCACGGACGAGGAAAGUGAGAUUCUCGCAGUUUGUCUCGAAUCCCGACAUUUCCGUGGGAACUCAAAGUCUCUUCGGCUCCUGGCCUUCCCAACCCUGGACCGAGCAGCCGGGUGCCUGUGGACAGUCCGGCUUGCGGGUUCACAUCCCCAUGAGGUUCAUCUCCACUUUGGAGCCAUUCAAUGCCCAGAGUGAUCUUCACACCAGAGGUCAGAGUUUGCUUCGUGAAUGGUGCAAGUAUCGCUACGGAGUGUUUCCCGAGUCUGGCGUCCUCCACGGUGGAGACCGAAUGUACCCGCAUGUUUACAACGAAGGCAAUGUGACCCUGGUCAAUGCCGGAUGCGAACGGGAGGAACCAUUCUGUCCGUUGGGAAAGCCUUACAAUCGGCGGGCUCCGACCAAGCAGAACCUCCUGUGUCACGAAUUGAGUGCUAUGGAGACAAUCUUGAAUCAUGAGGACUUCAAGAUGAAUGUCACGGCCAAUCAUUCAGUGCCCUAUCGUUCUCCCGAGAUCUCAUUCUACUUGCCAAAGUCCAGCAAGUACACCAUUGUCCUGGAACGGACGAGUGUGAUGGAUAUCAAUGGACGUUGGACCAACAUCAAACGGGCGUUUUUUCGAUUCCUUCAACACCUUCCGCUGGGCUCAGAAGUGAGCAUUAUCACCUUCGGCAAAGAGGCCACCCUUAACUUGCCCCCUACAGUGGUGACGGAUGUCAACCGAGAGGGUCUUCAUGGUCGUAUACCUAGAAAAGUGCUGCCAGAGGAUUUGGCCUGUGUAUUCUGCGCCGUCAACAUGUCGUACAACAACUUGAGACGUGACAGCUCGGACAGGACGGACUCGGGAACGGUUAUUUUGGUCACCGGAUCCCCGAGGCGACCUCAGCUCUUGGAGCAAUUGGUCAAUGUGGCUGCUGGAUCUGCAGUGAAGGUGUUCCCGAUCAUCUACCCGGGAACAGCGUAUCCCGAGAUAGUAAAGCUAGCCGCUAACGCCAAACACUAUGCUGUGCCAGAGGAUGAGGCCGUGAGUUCACUUACCUACCUGUCGGAGGUGUUGUUUGACAUCCUACAUGUAGCUGAAGGUUUGGAGAUUCAGAAAAUACAUGAGACCAAACAUCUCAGUUAUGAGUUUGCUGGCACCUUCACCUUGGAGGAGGAGAUGCUUCACCACAUGAGCGUUACCAUGAGCAUCGAUGAUGAGGAAAAAGUUGAAUUCUUUGAAAUCACCAACCCAUCUGGCAAGAAACAUCUGUUCAGCAAGUUCGAGGACGGCAUGGUGGUGUUCAACCAUCCUGGUUUGGCCCAAUCCGGAAUUUGGACUUACCACGCCAAGUUGUACCCGACAUCAGGUUUACCCAAUGAUCAGAUCUUGGUGGACGUGGUCAGCCAGAGCAACAAUGCCGAAGCCAAUCCGACCCUUCUCGAGGUGUUCACCAACAUUGACCACAUGGAGGCGGAUGUAUACAAAACCCCUUGCAUCAUCUAUGCCCGUCUUACCCAAGGUGGCCAGAUGCCCGUCAUCAACGCCAGGAUUACGGUGCGAGUAUUCCUCCCUGACGCACUCCCUUCAAACGUGGUUCACUUGACACUAAGGGACGAUGGGUCUGCUUAUCCCGAUAUCACGGCCAAUGAUGGUAUCUACUCAGCCUAUUUCACGGAGUUCGCCUCCGUCCCCGGGUUUUAUAGUAUCGAGGCCACAGCCACCCACAACGAAGGCCAAGCCCGAACGAUUAAACAACAGAUGGGGUCCAAACCGACGGUAUUACCCAAUUCAACGACCGUUGAAGAGGAUUUUAGAAACCCAGAAAAUUGCUGUGGAAGUCACGUUGAAUUUGUGGAGACCCUGCCUACCUCACCUUUCCAUAGACAGACCGUAGGUACCGGGUUUUAUAUCAAACAGGGGAUCUCCCCUCGAACGGACAUCGCUGCCCCCUCGAGGAUCUUGGAUUUCCGAGUGUCCAGGAUCAUCAAUGACUCGCUCUACGUGGAAUUAGAAUGGUCGGCUCCUGGUGGAGAUUUCGACAAAGGAAAAGCCGACAAAUACGAGAUUCGAUGCUACACCAAUCGUGAGGCCUUGACAAACGAGCAAUCCUUCAAAGAGAUGGGAAUCCUCGUUCACGACUCAUUCACGCCCAAGCCUGUGGCCUUCGGUCAAAGACAAACUUGUACGGUGGGUGUGCCGUGGCCUAACGAGAUAUUUUUCUAUGCCAUUAUCGCCUCGGACAAGACCGGAAAUCAAAGUCCCAUCUCGAAUAUCAUUUCGGUGUACAUUCCCGAAAAGACGAGCUCCAGUACCGAAUUGCCUCCGCAAUUGGCCUCAGACGACCUGAACCAAGUCAAUCAGCAGCCAUUGUCUGAAUACGAUGAAUACGGCUCUAUGUCCAAUGCUGAACGAGAACGGCGAUCCCAGCAGAUCAAGGUCUACAUUAUCAUCGGGGUGAUCUCCGGAUUGCUCCUCUUGAUCCUCUUGGUGAUUUUCAUCGUUCUGAUUCGGGUGCGGACCAAGAAGGCCGAAUAUGAUGCGGAUGAACGGGACACUUACAAGGCCUACGAACCGGCGGUGCCCACCAAAUCAGUCAUGCUUCCCGAUGUGGUGGAGAGUAAAAGUGUCACUCAAACAGCCAAGGCCCUAUCCAAUUGGUUGGACUCUCUCCCCCGAUCUGAAGGCAGUCCCAAUACCACGGCUCAUGACCUGAGUAUUGAAGGUGGGACUUUGAAGCGUCCUCACAAUAACUACGCACUAAGUAAGACCAAUCCGUACCGCCACAAGGUGCUCACCAACGGCAGUUUCUUGAAUCUGAAAGACUGCGGAGGCAGUCAUUCCAGUCACGGAGAUGAUUCAUCCAGGCCCACCACCUCCACUGAGGACAGUAAUCCUGGAAGCAGUCAGAACUCCGAGUCCGGCGAGUCUCGUCAGAGCAUCUUGAAACGAAGUAACACCACUUCAUCUUCGUCCAAAGUCAUCGAUACCUCGACAGCUCGAGCCAUCAUCGACACCUACAGUGGCAACUUGUUCACACGGGGGUCGGAUCAAUACGCCAGCUAUCGUGGCUAUUCGAACCCACCCCUCAGUAGUGGGCUAUUCGUGACCACACCGCCCACCAAUCCGGCCCUCGAGAUUGACCAAGACAGUCUUGAGCCUCACAUCAAUCAAAAGUAUCCUCAUGCCAUUCCCGCACCAGUUUUGAAUGGCGAACCCGGCGAGAAUCUGUUCAUUUUGCCGCGGAAUUCGCUGAUGCGCACGCGGACGGAAUCCGUUGUGUAGGAAGGCGAUACUUACGAUGACCGCAAAACAUUGUGAGAAAGAAGCCGCUAGCGUGAUGAUGGCUGUGUUCCAAGAGCUGUGAUAUAUUUUUAACCUUUUUCCACAUUGGUUAACAAAAAACCAUUUCAAUUUCUGUCCAAUAUGUCUUCAUGAGAAAUAAAAAAUACGUUCUCUCUCUACCUUCCGAGA